AUGAAUAUGGGUGCUUUUCAAAAUUUCUUCUUCCUCCUUAUCAUCUCAUGCUACUUCCAUACAAUAGUUAGCGAACAAGAGGAGACCGGUUUCGUGAGCUCAUUAAACCCUAAGUUGUUUAAAAAGAAAGAAAUUUUUAGUCACUUUAGAUUCUACUGGCAAGACAUUGUCGGAGGAAACAACGCUACAUCCAUUCCAAUUAUUCCAUCUCUCCCCAAAUUCAACAAUGAUUUUAGUGCUUUUGGUUUAGUGAGGAUGAUCGACAACCCUUUAACCUUAGGACCAAAAUUAAGCUCGAAGUUGUUAGGUAGAGCACAAGGGUUUUAUGCAGCUACCUCACAAACCGAGCUCGUUUUUAUUAUGGUUAUGAACUUUGCUUUGUUUGAAGGAAAAUAUAACGGGAGUGUCAUCACUAUCUUAGGAAGGAACGUUGCGUAUGAUAAAAUCAGAGAAAUGUCUGUAAUUGGCGGGAGCGGUGUUUUUCGAUUUGCUAAAGGAUAUGUUGAAGCUAACACAAUCUCUUUCGAUCCUAUCACAGGAAAUACCGUUGUUGAAUACAAUGUCUUUGUUUCUCAUCAGUAUUGA
Lathyrus sativus (Indian pea) is the source of this 585-nucleotide messenger RNA. Lineage: Eukaryota; Viridiplantae; Streptophyta; Magnoliopsida; Fabales; Fabaceae. The record is from the annotation of a GenBank genome assembly.